AUGACGAAAAAGAAAGAACGUGUGGAACCAACCAUUUCUGAUGAGGAACGACUUGAUGCUGUCAAAUUACUCGCUCAGCAAAUUAACAACAUUUCAGAUGCCUCCAUAAUUGUAUUGACAGGUGCCGGAUUGUCAACUUCAUGUGGCAUUCCAGAUUUUAGAACUCCAGGUAAAGGACUCUUUGUAAAUGGCUCACUCGAUAAGUACGAAGUCAAAGAUCCAACAUCAAUAUUCGAAAUUGGUUAUUUCAAAGAAAAUCCAAUUCCAUUUUUUGAAAGAAUGAAGAAUUUCAUUGCCACCGAAUACAAACCAUCGAAAACUCAUUUCUUUAUCAAGCUAUUGCAAGAUAAGAACAAGUUAAUGAGAUUGUACACACAAAAUAUUGAUGGAUUGGAGAGAAAAAGUGGAGUUUCAGAUGAAUUGUUGGUGCAUUGUCAUGGAAAAUUGCACACCUCUCAUUGCAUGCAUUGUAAAAAACAAUUUACUUUACAAUAUUUGAGAGAUCAAAUGACAAGUGAAAGUGAGGAAGAAGUUCAAAUUCCCAAAUGCAAUGUUUGUGGAAAUAUUGUAAAAACUGAUGUAGUUCUGUACGGAGAAGAUUUACCAGACAAAUUUGGAGAAUGUGUUUUUCAAGAUUUGAAAAAACACAAAAAUUGUAAACUAUUCAUUGUCAUUGGAACUAGUUUACAAGUUUAUCCAGUGGCCCUCCUUCCAGAAUAUGCACCUCAUGGAACGAUGAGAGUUUUAAUCAAUAGAGAUCGAUGUGGAGGAUUUUACAAUAUUCAAUCAGCUAUUAGAGAAUGUGAUGUGAAGAAUAAUCAUUUGGAUUUAUAUUUGGGAGGAGCUGAUCAGACCAUUGAUGGAUGUGUGGAAUUGUUAGUGAGAGAAUUGGGAUGGGAAGAUGAAUUGAAAGAAUUGAUGGAAAAUUCCACUUUGGUUGACUUGAAUAAUUUGUAA
Messenger RNA from Naegleria gruberi, 957 nucleotides. RefSeq names its product silent information regulator family protein. NCBI's taxonomy places the organism in Eukaryota, Heterolobosea, Eutetramitea, Acrasida, Naegleriidae. Bases 1 to 957 code for a protein of 318 amino acids. Gene Ontology annotation, molecular function: NAD+ binding. The transcript has a single exon. The record is from RefSeq and is a predicted model, not a curated record.